GAUAUGAAAAAUCACAGUAUUUGAAUUAUAACAGUAUUGUUUAAGCGUGGUAACGAUGUCUGCAAGUUCAAUUUUAAAAAAAUGGGCUACAGGGUUGAGCGUGUUAGGUGGUGGAACAUUAUUUUAUUGGAAUGUUUAUGGUAACAAAGAAUAUUUACAGGUGCACAAUUCCUGGACGACAAAUGUAACCCCUUCGGUCAAGUGGGAUCAUAAUUGGGAUAGACGAGAUCCAAGAAGCUUAGUGAAGCCAAUGAAAGGAAAUAGCGUUUCAGAUGAAAAUGCGUACAACCAAGAAUUGUCAGUGAAAAAAGCAAAAGUAAUUCGGCAUAUACUUUUAAUUCGUCAUGGGCAAUAUAAUAUCGAAGGCAAAACAGAUUGUGAUAGAACACUUACAGACCGUGGUAGACGGCAGGCUGAAGCAACAGGAAGAAGAUUGCAAGAGUUAGGUUUACCGUAUACUCAGAUUAUACGAUCUACAAUGACCCGAGCUCAAGAAACUGCUAAAAUUAUAGAAGAAAAUAUUAAGAAUUUAGCUGUAAAAGAUGAUGUAUUUCUUGUCGAAGGUGCACCUAUACCACCUGAGCCACCAAUAGGUCAUUGGAAGUCAGAAAUCUAUUUUUAUGAAGAUGGACCUAGGAUAGAAGCUGCAUUUAGGAAAUAUUUUCAUCGUGCAGAUCCCAGUCAAGAAAAAGAUUCUUACACUAUCAUUGUCUGUCAUGCAAAUGUUAUUAGAUAUUUUGUAUGCCGAGCAUUGCAAUUUCCACCCGAAGGUUGGAUGCGCAUGGGUUUAAAUCAUGCAAGUAUUACAUGGAUCACUGUUUAUCCUAGUGGCAGAGUAACAUUAUUAACUUAUGGUGAUACUGGACACAUGGAGCCAAAAUUAAUUUCAUCUAGCUAAAUUUAAAAUUUAUAUA
Molecule: messenger RNA, 914 nt
Organism: Colletes gigas
Lineage: Eukaryota; Metazoa; Arthropoda; Insecta; Hymenoptera; Colletidae
Gene: Pgam5
Product: serine/threonine-protein phosphatase Pgam5, mitochondrial
Exons: 5
Coding region: 56-898 (280 amino acids)
Biological process (GO): positive regulation of mitochondrial fission
Cellular component (GO): mitochondrion
Source: RefSeq, a predicted model, not a curated record